Lobosporangium transversale is the source of this 3028-nucleotide messenger RNA. RefSeq lists its product as hypothetical. Bases 127 to 2766 code for a protein of 879 amino acids. The record is from RefSeq and is a predicted model, not a curated record. NCBI's taxonomy places the organism in Eukaryota, Fungi, Mortierellomycota, Mortierellomycetes, Mortierellales, Mortierellaceae. The transcript has 3 exons.
AAUCUUUUCUUUUUGGUUGGCUCUCCGCUUUACUCACUUGUGCACUGCACUACUAAUUUCAUUGGUGCCCAUCUACUGAUUGACUGGUUAUUUACUUGUUUUUCUUGACUUUACAUAAGCGGCCCAAUGACCCACAUUUCAGGCUUUUCCUCGGCCCCUAAUGAUCAGACGCUCGUCAGCAACAGCAUCAAGGAGAGUAGUGACCAUAUUCUUCUACAUAGCAACACAUUAAACAAUGGACACAUUGCUCCCCUUCGAGAAGGGUUUGCUGCACCUUUGAACGACACUCAUGAUCCACAGCAACUCCAACAGAGCAAUAAUAAUCAGCCUAUUUUAAUGAACGGAGCUCCUCUUCAGCAUCCCAGCCAUGUCUUUGGACCUGAAGGACAAAUCAUUUCUACAUCCUUCCCGAUGGAAGGGGUAGUUCAAUCAAGCACUGCCUCACAUCCAGCCCACCACUUUGUGGCUGUACCAACUACUCAACAACAACAACAACAGCAACAACAACAGCAACAUCAACAACAACAAUUAAUGCAGCAGCAACAACAAUUAAUGCAUCAACAGUUCGAACAGCAACAACAGUUCGAACAGCAACAGCAGUUUGAACAGCACCAACAGCAUCAGCAACAACAGAUACAGCAGAUGAUGGAGCAGCCACAUCUCUCGCUCCAAACAACUGUAGCAAUGCCCGCACAUGAUUUUCAAGCUCCGUUACUGUCUUCGCUACCCAUGAGCCCUCCUGCCGCACAACAACAAUUGCUACUCGUGAGUCCUUCAAUACUCUCUGCAGAGUCACAGCCAAUAUCGGUGUUGACACCAAUGUCGUUUCAACAAGCAGCCGAGUCACAAAAUAUGCAUUUACAGAUGCUAGAGACAGAGCAUUUACAUCAGCAACAACAACAACAGCAGCAGCAACAGCAGCGGCAACAGGAGCAACAACAACAACAACAACAACAACAACAACAACAGCAGCAGCAGCAACAACAACAACAACAACAGCAACAACAGCAUGAGCAAAUCCAUCAACUUCAGCAACAUGAGCAAAUCCAUCAACUUCAGCAACAUGAGCAAGUCCAUCAACUUCAACAACAUGAGCAAGUCCAUCAACUUCAGCAACACGAGCAAGUCCAACAGCUUCAGCAGCAGCAGCAGGAGCAGAUACAGCAACUUCAGCAACAGCAGCAGGAGCAGAUACAGCAACUGCAUCAACAACAGCAGCAGCAACAGCAGCUCCUUCAGCAACAGAUCCAACAGCAACAACAGCAUGUACAACAUAUCAUAGCGACAAGUAUGCCGGUAUCGGUCUCGGUCUCGGAGAUGUCGAUGCAAAAUGCAAUGUUAAUCCAGGAACAGAUCAACGCACAAUCUCGUUCACAUACGCCCGUAAUUGCCUCUCAACAGUCAUCAAAUCAGCCACGUGUAAUACAUCGUCAUCAGUCUUCAUUUGAUGGCGCGAAUCAGGCGACCAUGGAAUUGCAUGCGCUUAAUGCUCAGAUUCAACAACAACAGCAGCAGCUACAGCAACAACAACAACAACAACAACAACAACAACAACAACAGCAACAACGGCAACAGCAGCAACAAGACAUGAUAGCAGCCGUGGCCAUUGCAUCUUCUCAGCAAGCGCUCGUCAGUCCAGUAGAAGCUACCAUGGGACCCAUUAUGAUGCCUAUUGGCCAAAGCAUGAUGAUCAUGGCAGCUCCUCAAAUGAUGAGCUCAGUUGCUCAGGAAAUGGAAGCUAUGACUACGGGUAUAGGUUUGAAUCAAGAUAUUCAAGGACGACCUCUGCAGGCAAAUAUACCGCAGCCAGGUCGAGAAAUGGAUACAACAGGGUUUACAGUCCAACAGAUACCUCAUUCUGUUGCAGCCGUAACAACAGCCAGUAUGCCUUAUCCAACGCCGCUGUCUAGUACAGAAUCCAUGGGCUCAUUCAUGCCAUUGGUACCCUCGAUGCAACCCGCAGCAUCUCAUCCUUCUAGUGUCAACACUUCUCCGGCAUUCACACCGCCUGAAACAGCCCUGCCUAACAGUACAGACGCAUUGAAGCGUCACCGUCGUCAUCCAUCGUCUGGCCAACAUUCGCCAGAGUUAAGGAUUCAGCUUCAAAAGCAAGAUUUCCAGCAACAACAACAGCAAAUGAUGGCAGCCAAGGAGCAAGCACUGUUUAAUAGUUUGCACCGGGUAGAACCACACCAGAGUCGUUCCCCGAGAGCAGCGGCAGCAGCAGGGUUAAAAAUCAACGUUUCUGAGAUUCAAGCACGCGCAAUGCCACUCUCUACCCUCGGAUCUCCUGCAGAGCCCGGUCAUGCGUACUCCCCAGGGCCGCUUUCGGCGCCUUCACCUAUCUUAGGACCCGUCAAUAACUCGCUCGUCGAUACCAUUAUGGAGGUCUCGUCCACAUUCAAACUUCAAAAUCUGAACGACGUCAAGGAAGCCAAGAUGGAGCCGUUAGAGUUGGAGAAGCCUUCUACGCGAGACGAACUGCAAGAGUUGACGAAGCAGGAACUUAUUGAGAAGGUAAUGCAGUUGGAAGGUUCAAUUCCUCUGCGAAGGAUGAGCACCAUUAAGCAAGAGUCAACUGAUGAGCUUAUGCACGAGAAAUCCACUGUUUUUAGCUUUAUCCUCUUCAGCUGGAUCGUCAGUAUCAGAGGCUCAGACAGAGGAGCCACAACAGAAGCAGGAAAGUCCUCAGUUAUCUUCACUGUCACCGCCUUCACCUGCCAAUUCGCCUCCAACUCUCACCAUGCAAGCCAAUACAGAAGAUGAAGGACUGAAGAAAGAACUGGCUUCUCCAACCAUAUCAUCCUAUGCUGUCAAAUCGCCUACAAACCUUCAUGCAGUUGUUGCGUCUAAUAACGAUGAAGACGAUGAUGGGGAUGAUGAUGACGAAGAAAACGAGGAUGACCUGGAAGAUGACGAAAAUGAGGGCGAAGAUGGUGAAGAACCGCCAGUAAAGUCAAGCAAAGGCUCAAUAGAUACGAAUGGCGCAGAAGACUCCGAGACGCCACAGCAGCUGGUCUGUUUGUGG